CAUUUUUUUAUAAUAUUUCAUCUUCCCCAAUCAACUAAACCCUCACCCCAAUCAAUUCAUCUUCCCUAACCCUCGCUACCACUGCUUAGUCCUUCACUCCUAUCACAUUUCUUGCAUCACCGUUGGCUCGUGUUUAUCUUUGUAUGCUUACACACUUCUACGCUAGGUCGUGCGAGUGUGUAAGCGUGCAUUAUCUUUGAAAUGCUUACACAGUACCCAUACGCUAGUGUCUAUAUAAACCCAUCCCUAGAUUCAAAACAAAUCACACCUUCUCUAAAAUCAAAUUACAAAAAAGAAAAAGAAAAAAGAAAACAUGGCUAAGCUAGCAUCUAUUGGUUCUAUUCUAACAAUCUCAUGCCUUCUCCUAUUCACGCAAGAUGUGUAUGCGAGAAAGCAAGUCCCCGUCGCGGAGAAAGAGAACCUCUUCCUCCGCGACAUCUUCCUAGGGAAAGAAAAGAUCGUGAAGAUCCAUUUAUACGUCCAAGAUCUUCGGGUGGGACACCCCAACGCCACCGUGUUCGAGGUGGCGACAUCCUCCAUAACCAAUACGUCUCCGUACAGCUUCGGCAGCAUCCAUGUCCUCGACGACCUGAUCACGGAGGAGCCGGACAUCAACUCCCGGCCGCUCGGCCGCGUCCAAGGGCUCACCACCAACGCCGACCUCUCGACGUUCGGCAUCCACUUGAACCUCAACUUCUACUUCACGGUGGGGAAGUUAGCCGGCAGCACGCUCAGCAUCCUCGGCCGGAACCAGAUCUUGGACGACCAACGGGAGUUUCCGGUGGUCGGCGGCUCCGGUAUUUUCCGAUUUACUCGUGGAUAUGCAAUCCAGACCUCCUACCCCAUGGAUCCGGCCGUCGCUAAUUACGGGGUGUUGGAAUACACCAUCUACGCCACCUACGACUCUAAGCUCGGCGAGAGUGAUGUUGUUGAGAUUGCUCAAAUGUGAGGGAAUUCAAAUCGAGACUUCGAUUGUGUUAUACAUAUGUUUACGUGCGCGAUGAUGAAAUGCGGUCUGUUGUAUAUAAUUAUCGCAUUCAACGUGAGUUUGUUUUUCUUGUAUUUGGUAAAAGACGCUUUAAUUAAGAAAUAAAAGAUGUAUGCCUGUGUUGGCCAA
Salvia miltiorrhiza (redroot sage) is the source of this 1117-nucleotide messenger RNA. RefSeq names its product dirigent protein 11-like. The record is from RefSeq and is a predicted model, not a curated record. The transcript has a single exon. Bases 314 to 949 code for a protein of 211 amino acids. Lineage: Eukaryota; Viridiplantae; Streptophyta; Magnoliopsida; Lamiales; Lamiaceae.